GUUGGACUCCAUCGCCUCUUCUCCCUCGACCACCACAAUCCCUUCGGCAUGCCUGUGCCCAUGCCACCCACCUCGAACGCGCUCACGGCAUCCGCCCCUAGUGGCCCAGCCGGAGACAAUUCUUCAAUGUCCACACCUCGUCAAGGGUCUGUGGCCCACCUACCACGGCGUAUGUAUGUCACCCUCCCUCACCUCGCUGACGGUGCAUAG
This is a messenger RNA of Heterobasidion irregulare TC 32-1, 210 nucleotides long. RefSeq lists its product as uncharacterized. The transcript has a single exon. Lineage: Eukaryota; Fungi; Basidiomycota; Agaricomycetes; Russulales; Bondarzewiaceae. The record is from RefSeq and is a predicted model, not a curated record. The annotation marks the transcript as partial.